CACAGGUGAGUGUUGUGACGUCAUACAGGAAGUGCACAGGGACCUCCGUGUGCUCGAAGUUGUUACAACCUCUUUGUUGUGCUCGAAAAUUGCUCCUUGUUAAAUUUUAUUCAAAGACAUACAUCCACACAGCCAGAAAGAUGUGCAAUUUCGAUAAAGAAAAAGGGCCUGGGAGACUCAUGAAGAAGGGGCUGGUUCUUAUCCUGGUUGGUCAUAUUAAUUUUAUCCUUGGAGCCAUUGUCCACGGCAGUGUCCUACGCCACAUUUCCAAACCCAGCCAGCAUAUCAGCACCGAAUACACGGUCACCAACAUCAUUUCUGUCACCUCUGGCCUUUUGAGUAUCGCUUCAGGGAUUAUAGCGAUUGUUGUAUCAAGGAACCUGCGCAACGUGAAACUGCAAAUUGGCCUUUUGAUCUCAUCCUUCCUGAAUGCCUUGCUCUCAGCAGCGUGCUGCACUGGGGUCAUCUUAGCUAUUAGCAUCACUGUUACCCACCAGGGAAAAGGUUUGAUGUUGGGAUGCAACGAGACAGUAGUUCCCAUCAACGCUCGCUCUCCUGUCGGUGCCCAGUGUCCAUUUGACUCGACCCGAAUCUAUGAUACCACCCUGGCUCUGUGGAUCCCCUGUGCCGUGCUGUCGGCUGCAGAGGUGGGACUGUCGGUGUGGUGCUUCAUCGUUGCUCUGACUCUCAGAGGACUGCUUCCCUGUGGGAACAGAUACAUCAAAGAGCAGCUGGAGGAAGACGCCGAAUCUUUUCCCCACAGCCGGCGUUUGAUUGGACAAAAAGGAAAUCCUGAAGCGUAAAACGGCCAGAUACUACAAAAUGAAAGGAAGCCCUAAUAGUUUCAGUAAUAGUCAUUUUUUAAAAGUGAUUCACUCCGUCUGGUGCCAUACUUACAUGCUUAUGAAGACUUAAUCUAGUUUCUGUAAUAUUAUGGUAGAUGUUAUGUGCUUGUAUGAGGUUUCAGUGUUGUGAUAUUUUUUCAACGCCACAAUGAGAUGUCAAGCAUCAUUUCAGUCCCGUCCACAAGCCCUUUUCUCUGAUUGGGUUUGGUAUUACUAAAUAUCAUUUCAUGUUUAGUAUGAUAGCAUUUUGUUUUUGAUAGAAAAAUGUUUUUUAGCAAUCUUUUUUAAAUCAAAAUCAGUAAUAUUUUCUAUUUUUUUUUUCUAAUUUUCUAAUUUUUGUUGUAUUUGAACUCCAUUUAACAGUUGUCUUUAAACAACUUUAUGGAAAUUUUACAAUUGAUUUCUUUUAAAUGUAUAUUAACCUCAAAUCUGCUGCUGUACAGUUUAUUGUAUGCUUGAAAUUGUAUUAUUUUGAAGAAAAACAGAAAUUGAACAUGUCAGGCAACACGUUCUAAAAAUGGAGAUGGUUAAUGAAGGAUUUUUAUGAUUUAAAAACUGAAAACGUUUGAGAGCAUUUUGCUUUAGCCAUUGUGCUUUUUUCGUUGGCUGACUACAGGUUAGAGGUCCUGAGCACUGAAAUGUGGAGAAAUGCAGCUUUUCAAACAUUUUUCUGCGUUUUGCUUUUUUCUUCGUCGAUACUUACCUUUUUUGGGGAAUAAAUGUACUCCAAAGUUACUAAAAAUGUGUCUCUUGUUGGGUGAUUAAACUGCUGCUUAUUCCAUGUA
This is a messenger RNA of Oryzias melastigma (Indian medaka), 1630 nucleotides long. Its product is annotated as keratinocyte-associated protein 3. The coding region runs from base 141 to 803 and encodes 220 amino acids. Lineage: Eukaryota; Metazoa; Chordata; Actinopteri; Beloniformes; Adrianichthyidae. The transcript is spliced from 6 exons. The record is from RefSeq and is a predicted model, not a curated record.